AUGGAAUUGAAGGCUCAAAUUACGAUGGGAACACUAGAUCCUUGUCUGUUUGAAUCUGAUUUAGUUGGUAAAGCAAGAGAUCAUAAAGCACCAUUUCUACAAUGUCGAAAAUAUUUCCACACUAUAUCAAUGGCUCAACUAGAAGAAAUUUUGCCAUCAGAUGGGACCACAGAUUUUGAUGCUCAUCUGCAAAGAAGUAUUAUAAUGAUGCAGGAAUUAAACACAGAAAUGUCUAAGGAUGUAACAAUACUAUACAGUGCUAAAGAUAUGCCCAGUCGUGGGAAAUCAGGAGAUGAUAUUGAUCCUACUCGUAUUAAUAAUGACUUGGAAAAUGCUGGCUACAGUUGCUGGUUUAAUGCUGAUAUGAACACAGUUGGUGUAAAUGAACUAACACUGGCCUUAAAGAACUGUAAGGUUGUACUGGCUCUAGUUUCUGAUAAUUUUGAAAAAGAUGAGAGAUGUAGAGAUUUAUUACUGUAUGCUAUAGAUGGUUUAACUAAACAAUAUAUCAUAGCACCAAUUGGUAACAGAUUCUCAUGGCAACAGACUGAUCUGGGUAUGAGAAUUGGUAAACAGGAGCAAAUGAUAAUGUUUAAAUCUGGAGCACGAUAUAAUGAGAAAAUAAAAGAAUUGAUAAUUGCUGUUAAAGAUAAACUAAAAGGACUAGAAAAAACAGAACUGGUGGACUACCCAGAAUGUUUCCUAAGUUACUGUUGGUCUAAUUCACAUGAUGCUGUAGCAAAAGGAACUAAAAGUACUGCUGGUAGUUUGGGACAUUAUGAUCCGAGAAAAAUCAAAGAAUAUUUAAGUGACAAUGGUAUUAAUGUCUGGUUAGAUUGUGAACAGACGACUGUUAAUAAAGGCUUAUAUGAUAAUAUAUGUAAAGGAUUAGGACACAGUAAAGUGGUUGUAGCCUGUGUAUCAGAUGAGUAUAUAAAUUCAGUGAAUUGUAUGAUGGAAUUAAGGUUUGCUGUUUUAACAUUAAAGUUACCAUUAGUUAUAGUUGUAGUUGGUACUGGUAAAGAGUGGAAACGUUCAGAGCAAAGAUCCAAAUCUUCUGAAGUAUAUUUACAACAACAGAACGAUUCAGCCCUAGAAACAUUAGUGACAUUUGUUAAAGAGAGGAUGCCUUCUGCUGCUGAAAAAUUAAAACAAGAAGCUCAGAAUGUUAAGAAAAAUGUCACAGAAAUUCAGCAGAAGGCUGUGAAACAGUCAACUAAUAUUUCAUAUCAGGAAGAAAGAGAGUUAAUGCAGAGAAAGUUUAUGAGACAUAUUAUAUCCUUUAUGAGUAGACUAGAUCAAACACCCAUGCCCAGACUUAUACUGAUCGAUCUAGAAAAACAACAGAAAAAUUCAAACAAGUCAAGGAAUACUGUUGAAAGCUCAUUCAGUAAGAUGAGUAAAUUAGGCUCCAGACCAAAAACUGCUUCAAAAUCUAAAGAUAUAAUUCAGGUGAUAACAGUGAAAGCUAUAUUGAUGAUAUUUAUUUAUUCUGUGAUAUCAGUGAAAGCUAUAUUGAUGAUAUUUAUUUAUUCUGUGAUAACAGGUGAAAGUGAUAUUGAUGAUAUUUGGGAUGAAGAAGGGUUGUGUAUUAAGAUGCUGUGUGAAUAUGAAGAGGGUUGGCAUUUAUGUCAGAAGUCUUUAUCCUUUAAAAGAAGUGAUAGUAAUAAGGAACAGCUAAAGAAAAUGUCACCAUAUUUAGCCAGACUGUAUGCUCUAGCCAGACAAAGUCAUGUAAAUUUAAACUGUUUUGUCAGUAACAGUGGACAGGAUUUUAUCAAUUGGAUUGAACAGGAAUCCAUGGAACAUACAGAAUUCUUACAGGGUUUUCAAACACUUAGAUCUAUACUAGUAGAAGAUGAUUCUACAGAAUCUACAGACUUUCAGGAACAACUUGUCAGGUGUCAUUUACCAAGUGGUAAAGUUUAUUGGUUAUGUGAUAAACACCAGAAAAUGCCAAGAAUAACCAAAUUAACCAAUAGAACAGGGGGGAAUACCAGUUCCUUUAAAAACCUCUACCAAGAAGAUAUUUUGCUCAAAGAAGUCAUGGAACAAUCUAAUCUUUAUAAAAAGAAAAAAUCAGAGAAAAAAACAGUUCAAAAGAUAGAUCUACCAGAUAGUAAGUUCUGUUGCUUAGCUACAUAA
This is a messenger RNA of Lottia gigantea (owl limpet), 2145 nucleotides long. RefSeq lists its product as hypothetical. Gene Ontology annotation, biological process: signal transduction. The coding region runs from base 1 to 2145 and encodes 714 amino acids. The transcript has 18 exons. The record is from RefSeq and is a predicted model, not a curated record. Lineage: Eukaryota; Metazoa; Mollusca; Gastropoda; Lottiidae.